UAUCUGCUGUCGACAAACAUAACUAGGCAUUCCUAUUCCUUCUCCUUCGGUUUUCUUCUUUUUCUCUGCUUGGACGCGCCUCUCAAGCACCUGUAUGAUUCACUUACGAGUAGUCUGCGACCGUCUCUCGUCUAUGCAAAUCGCAUCGGGAAAUUUUCUCAAUUAAGAAAAAGUUCCAUUGAGUUUCAGAAAGACGCCCAUGGUGGAAGAAAUUGAAAAUUCAAAAAUCGACUAAUAUUGCUGGAGCAAAUCAUCAUUCUCAAGUGUUGAAUGUGAAUGCUGAAGAGCGUGAUAUCAUGCUUAAUCGAAAAGUAUUUAUAAGGAUAAUCAGUGUGCUUCUUUGCAUUGCUGCUGUUGUGGCUCUUCGUGUGACCGAUGAUGAGAGCAGACGAGUAUUCCACUAUCUUCGGAAUUACAGUCGAGAGUGGACACUCUUGAACAAUGUGACGUGGGGUAGCGUAGGUGCAGCUCUAGCGACAGUAACGUGCGGUGGUUACGUGAUAAUCACAAUGGGCCUAUUAUGUGCUGCUGCAACUGGGGAGCUUCAUGGAAGAAAAACGGAACUUUUUCUUCUUGGACUUGGAGUUAUUCUUUUUGGUGUUGUCGGAGCACUUUCGCUGGCAUCAAUUGAAAGUGUUCCACCUGAUUUAGUAGAUAAUGCCGCUGUACUUGGCGCUUUGUGCCUCGUUACUGCGCUAGUAUUCAUAGCCGAUUUACUCAUGACUACACCGGAACAGAGGAAGAAGAAGAGGCAACAUGACGACACACCAACUUACAAAGAACCAGCUAAGCCUACGACAACAUUAUCGAUGGAAAAGGAGGCAAAAAUAGGGAAAAAUGAUGGAAGCAUACAGAGUCUACAUGAAAAUGCAACAAGUGGCAAUAUUAAUGAAGGUUUUGAUAAACUAUCUCAUAAAAAUCAUCAUGAUGGAAUUCAGUCAUCGGACAGAGUACAUCGGCCGACAACGUCUGACGUUGGUGUUUCGCCAGAAUAUACCAAUAGUUCUGAUGGAGAUAUUAAAUUUAUUGAUGCUGAGAGGCAAUUUAGAGAGGCUCAAAAUAAUAGACGUCACUCGGAAAAUGCUGAUCGAUACAGGGAAUUGGAUGGAGCAAAUAAUGAGAGGAAUUUUUAUGAAGGACCGAAGCUUAUUAUCCGACCAUCUGAUGAAGUUGAUACCCCGCGAUUUCCAAUCAGUGGUGAUAAGUAUGAAGCUGCAUUUCCAAAGAUGAUCAAUCCUAGCGUCAAAAUUAUGGCAAUUGAAAGACACAUGGAUGAUAACUCCAACAAUAAUCAUGGAAGAUACUCGGAUUCAAGUCAAUAUGACAACGUGCCAACCCGUAUAGCUCCGGGAAUUCUGAAACACGAUCGAGAUCGUUCGUACAAUAUCUCGCGAGCUUUAGGUACAGAUCGCCAUAGAGACGAGAUUGAUGCACUCGAGGAGUGGGUUGGUGUGCUGCGAAAAUCAACAACUGGUACACAAACUAGAAAUAUACCGUCGUCUCCAACAGACCCGGGAUACGUCCGACAUACUGCCAAUAAUUGGCCUCGAGAAAUGAAAGGCAAAAUUUCAGGAUCCAUUCUCCAACGAGAAAUGAAUGAUGGCUAAUAUCACCGAGCAUUACAAAACUUUACAAAACUUUUUUUUUUUUUUUCCAUACAAAUUUGACUAUUUUUUUUAGUUUUCAUUCAUCAUGGAGAUUGAAAUGUACACUUAUUAACUUCUGAUACAUUGUGAAAAUAUGUAAUGGAUUUGUAUGCUUGAAAAUUUAAAAGAUUAAUCUUAAAAAUAUAUUU
Molecule: messenger RNA, 1795 nt
Organism: Diachasma alloeum
Lineage: Eukaryota; Metazoa; Arthropoda; Insecta; Hymenoptera; Braconidae
Exons: 6
Coding region: 297-1607 (436 amino acids)
Source: RefSeq, a predicted model, not a curated record